This is a messenger RNA of Leptosia nina, 624 nucleotides long. NCBI's taxonomy places the organism in Eukaryota, Metazoa, Arthropoda, Insecta, Lepidoptera, Pieridae. The record is from the annotation of a GenBank genome assembly.
AUGGAAACUGAGAGCAAUGCCUUAAUUGAACAACUUCGAUUAAAACAUGAAAACCUAUCCAGCAAUUUAAAUACGUCUAACGGUGAGAGCCCUCAAGGGGUUCGUGUGAGAUUGAGAGCCUUACUGGUGGCUCUGCUCAGAGUCUCCAUGUCAGCUUGUGCCUUUGAAUCUCAACCAGUGGAGCUAGAAAUUGAUGACAGGGAUGUAGCUCAAAGGCUUAAUAACGUCAGCUUUGCUAGACGAAUAACAAAACCCACGAUACGACUUGUAAUAGGCUAUGGGAAGUUAAGUGCAUUCAUCACUGCGUUUACCUCUCUACUGUUGCUGAUUGCUGUUAUGUCAAAGCAAUCGUGGCACCGUCGCGGUACGCGAUGGCUCGCAGCCCCAGCACUCCUGGUUACCGCCUUGGAAGCAGCAUCAGACGCAAGCGAUGCGAUUCUAGCUGGCCUCCUUCGAGGUUCGGCGGAACCUCUGCGCACUGCCGCUCAAACUGUCGCAGCCUGCUUCUUAAUCACGGUUGAAAUUUUAGUUUGGUUCUUUAUAGCGAAAUUCUUUGAGUACAACCCGCCAAUCUCCCUCGAAGAGUGCAAGAAGGAAAUAACAAUUGAACCGGUCUCGCAGUGA